Didymosphaeria variabile is the source of this 1623-nucleotide messenger RNA. RefSeq lists its product as uncharacterized. The transcript has a single exon. The record is from RefSeq and is a predicted model, not a curated record. Bases 1 to 1623 code for a protein of 540 amino acids. Lineage: Eukaryota; Fungi; Ascomycota; Dothideomycetes; Pleosporales; Didymosphaeriaceae.
AUGUCAGGGGCCUCUGUGCGCUUCUCGGAAAACUUCUUAACGGGGUCUAGCGAGCUCAAGGAUGUGCAAGAGCUACUCGAUUUCCACAAGUAUCUCGUCCAAAGCCUCGGAGAAGACCUCCAGAAGUGUGCUACUGAACUUGAAAAGGUGAAGGAGUUGUCAGGUAACCAAGAGGUUCAGAUCCAUACUCAGCAGACUAAGAUCGAGCGUUUUGUCUACCAAAACACUGACUUGAAGCGCAGGGUCGCUGAGCUCAAAAACCAGGUGCGCGAGGAUAACAGCCGUAUUGAUGAGCUGGUGAAGGCCAUCAAUUCACUGCGGAAUCGUAAUGAUCAAACUAAUGACGCCCACAGCGGACCAAUACCACUAGACGGCAUCGUCAAGGACGCGCUGAUUGAGCAGCUUGAGGGUGACGUGGAGCGGCUCACGCAGGAUGGUUUCAACCACGAUCGCGAUAUGCAAAAUCUAGCCUCUACGCAUCGGCAAGUGUUACACGAACUCGAUAAGCAGGUGUAUGAUCUGCUCGGCGAGCUGGAGCACGAGCGCUAUAUCGUCGCAAAGAACAUGGCCGAGCUUAUCGAGAUGACCAAGCUGAAGGAGGCUGUAGAAGAAGAGCUACAACAACGAAUCGUCCGCGAUGCCCUUGGCUCUCAAGGUACGUCUACGUCCAACAACGCAGAUGCUCAGUCAGAACAGCUCAAACAAGCAAUGACCUACACAGAGGAGCUCUGCCAUAGCCAAGGUCUUUUUCAAAAUGGCAAGGAGGUAGAGCUCUUCCAUCUCUCUAACCUUUGCAGUCUGGCUUAUGCACAGGAGGAGACGAUCGCUCGCCUGCGUGCCGCCAACGCGGAGCUCCUAGCCGCUAGCAUUCAGUCGAAGCAGGAGAAGGAGCAAGUUGGUUCGAAGGUCUCUGCUCAGGGAAAGGACUCGCCUGAGACGUCUGGGAGCGGACGUCCUGAUACUCCUCGCCUGAAUGUUACAUGGGAUCUACCUCUUCGCAGCGACUCUACUGCUGAGCCUACUACACCGUCUAAGCACUCUAAGUUGCGAAAGCGGAACUCCGUCUUCCAUUCCCUCCGUGACUUGGGUCCUCGCACUGCGCCUCUUCCAGGUACUUCUCCUCCAGAUACCCUCCGCACGCCGUCCACGCCCUCAAAGCGCCAUGUCCUGUCUCACAAACUCCGCUACUCCCUCUCCCUCAGCAAGCCCGCCUCCAACCCCGAGCCCUAUAAGAUUGAGCAGCCCCGCUUGCUAUCCGCCGCUGCGCAGCAAGCAGCCAUGCAGCACGAACACGAGAAGCAAGCGCUCCAAACCGAGGUCGCGGGCUUGAGGCUCCAACUCUCCGAGGACGACGAAGCGAGUCAGGAGUUGAUGGAUGUGGCGGAGGUUGCUUCGCGAACGUCUUCGGGUUCUGAUAAUGAUGGGUAUCGCGGACUGGGUACGAUUGGAAUCGGUGAGGCAGCGGAUAGGCUUUUCAAUAGCUAUCGGGCUGUGAGGGAAGGUGGAGAGACGAUGGACGGGGAGCGUCGGCCUUCGGCAGAAGAGGAGACGAAGGCAUAUUCGUAUCUUUUUGGUGAUAUUCCUGUUGUGUUGGAGGGCAUGAGGGUCACGAGUUCCGAGUAG